This is a messenger RNA of Phytophthora infestans T30-4, 1020 nucleotides long. RefSeq names its product secreted RxLR effector peptide protein, putative. The record is from RefSeq and is a predicted model, not a curated record. Lineage: Eukaryota; Oomycota; Peronosporomycetes; Peronosporales; Peronosporaceae. The transcript has a single exon. The coding region runs from base 1 to 1020 and encodes 339 amino acids.
AUGUGUAUUCGCCAAGUCCUGAUCCUAUUCGCCCUCCUUGCUAGUUGCACCAUUUCAAUCGAUGCAGAACAGCGGGUCCUCGUAAGCGAGCAGCGCACUGUGGACCGUGCGAGAUCGUUGCGUGCCGCCGAGUCCACCAACAAUGAAGAACGAAUAAUGACAGAAAUCAUCAAGCGUCUUAGAACGGCAACCUGGAUCGAGACCGGGAGAACUGAUGACUACGUCAAGACAACGCUAAGACUUGACAAUCUCUCCGGGGCUGCGCUUAAAUCUGCCCCAAAUUACAUGUACUAUGAGCAUUUUUUGAACGCUCUUGAAGGACGAAUAUUGGAGGUAUGGCUGUCCAAGGGAGUUCCCACGAAAAACGUAUGGGCAACGUACAAACUGGACGAUAUUCCUACAGCCCAACUCAAUGACAACGAUGGUUUCAAGACAUAUCUGCGCUAUGCGAUAAUGGAGGAUAACAAAAUUUUCAAACUGAAAAGCAAUGAUCAGCCCGUAGCGAUCGACUAUAGCGGCACUCCAGCGGAGUUGAAAGCUAAGGUGGAUAUGUGGGUCUCGUUAAAGCGUCCAAACUAUUAUGUCAGCAGGAUGCUGGAUCUGGAUCGCAGAUCCAUAAACACCUUCAGACGUAGUCCAAAGUUUCAGCUAUACGAGAUGUUUCAGAUGAAAACUUGGGCGGCGAAAGGUUAUCCAACGAAUUAUUUCUGGAAAGACCACAGGUUGCAUGAGGUCCCGCAACAACAACUGCAGAACAAUGGCCUCUACAAGAAGUUUGUGCGUUACGCGAUGAUGGUAGAUGACGAGAGCUUUAAAAAUGGGAAGACGGUCAAGAUCACGGCUGACGAAUCCAAGGCGGAGAUCAGCACAAAAGUGACGAUUUGGGCCUCCAAGGAUAGACCUUUCGAGUACGUCAAAAAAGUGCUGGGACUGAGAGGUGCCGCAGACACGACUAAUGCAAACUACAAGUACUUCGAGGAUUUUUUGUUGCAGACAAAUAGACCGAAGAAAAGUAAAUAA